AUGAAAAAACUUCAACUGUUUUUGAAGAGAGAAGACUCCUCAACAAAUUCAGCUAAUUUUAGUGUGAGAUAUAAAGAGUGCCAGAAGAAUCAUGCUGCGAGGGUUGGAGGAUAUGCGGUUGAUGGCUGCCGAGAAUAUAUGCCAACUAGUGGGGAAGAAGGAACAAACAGCGCCUUUACUUGUGCAGCUUGCGGCUGUCACCGCAACUUUCAUAGAAGACAAGUAGUGGAAACUGAAGUUGCAUCUGAUUCUUCCUCUUCUUCUUCCUCUACCAAUAAUUAA
This is a messenger RNA of Nicotiana tabacum (common tobacco), 282 nucleotides long. NCBI's taxonomy places the organism in Eukaryota, Viridiplantae, Streptophyta, Magnoliopsida, Solanales, Solanaceae. The record is from RefSeq and is a predicted model, not a curated record.